Messenger RNA from Aspergillus caelatus, 1790 nucleotides. RefSeq lists its product as uncharacterized. NCBI's taxonomy places the organism in Eukaryota, Fungi, Ascomycota, Eurotiomycetes, Eurotiales, Aspergillaceae. The transcript has 2 exons. The record is from RefSeq and is a predicted model, not a curated record. The coding region runs from base 297 to 1604 and encodes 435 amino acids.
ACUGUGUGAUGAAUAACAGGGGUUUUGCAGAUAGAGCAUGAUAAAAAAGGGUCGGCUCUUCCCGAUUGCUCGGCAAGCUACCGAUUGUCUUCCAAGCCGUCGGGAGCCUGCCGAUGCUGCUCUAUCAUCAAACAAUUUAUAAAACAUUUUUAUAACACACUUAUAUUCGCUGUGCAUGCGACAUUCACUGGUUGAAAAACAUACAGUCCCAGGUUAAGAUAAGAACGGAAAACGGACGUGGAAGAUCUCCCAUUUCUCUCAUCUGCCUAUGCCAAGCCCUAAUCUUUAACGCCAAUAUGCCAAGCGAAGAAAGCGGCGACCAUUUUCAGCAUGUCGUGGUGCACGGGUUGCCAUAUGAUCGCGGUUUCUCGCAUGGACAGCAGGUCAAGGAUAAGAUUCUGAGGAAUAUUACUCAUUAUAAACGGCCAGGGAAUCUUAUCGCAUGGCCCACUGCGCUGCGAAUUAUUCGGGAAUGUUAUAUUCCAGGGCUGGAAAAGUAUUGGUUAUCGGGUCUCACAGAGAUGCGUGGCGUCGCCGAUGGUGCAGGAGUGGACCUGGAAGAUAUAAUCUUAUUGAACGCUCGAUAUGACCUUUCACAUAUUAGCAAUCCUUCGACGACGGACAACGAUUCAACUCGAAAUCUUCCUAAGCUGGCCUUGGAGGCUGAAGAUGAACGCUACUAUCCGUCGUAUCCGCGAGCGUCUUCUGAAUGUACUAGCGCGAUUAUCCUAUCUGAAGCGACCGGCGAUGGAGAAGUAUACACGGCUCAAAAUUGGGAUAUGUCAGAUCGGCUCCUCAAGGAGGAUGGGAUCAUCUAUCUAGAGGUUCAUCCACACCCUUCGGAGAAUCUACCGUCCUUGUUCCUCGUAACUGAGGCGGGUCAAUUGUGCCGAUCAGGAAUGAAUUCGGAUGGGCUUGGGUUAUGUGCAAAUUCACUGUGCAGCUCAAUUGAUGCACUGCCAUUCUCGAUGGACGACGCUGUGGGGAAAGGGAGAAUGCCGGCUAUUCCUCCAUCCUCGGCUCUACGACGACUAUUCCUAGAAAGCCCUAGCUAUGCCGACGGCCUCAAACGAGUCGCCAGAACACCUCGCCACGUUUCAUGCAAUUUGAUGCUGACAACUGCAGACAAUAUGGGAAUUUGUCUAGAAAUAACUCCCAAAAUCAUUUUCAGAAUAUCCGGAUCAGCUGGUUCUGACACUCCGUAUAUUCUGCAUAGCAACCAUUUUCAAACGCAAUCAUUUUUGUGUCAGUCCGAGAUCCAGGAUACUUUAGUGGGGGGCAGUACGUGGUAUCGAGCCGACCGGUUGGAAGUGGGCAUCCGAAGAAAAGCGCUCAUCGGUUUUCUUACGGAGUCCGACAUUAUGAACGCCUUCAAGGACCAUGCUGGAUAUCCUCAUAGUCUUUGUGAGCAUUCGGCCCGGAAGGCAACCGAGGGCCCGUUUAUACAGCCAGGUCAUCCGAAUCCCUAUUCUGGUUCGACAUGCACGGUCAGCUGUGUCAUCUAUAACCUCACCAAAAGGUCGAUCAAAGUAUGUAAGGGGCCUCCAUGCAGGGGGACCUUCCAAGAGUUUGCCCUAAAGCGAGCAUUUGAGUCUAGGCGAUAAAUCAGAUGCAAAAUGUGCAUACAUUGGACGGUGGAAAACUAUUCCGCCUUCCUAUUCAAUCAGGGGAAGCAAUCACGUGGACCUCAUUUGCAUGUCGAUCGACCAUUUAGGAAAUUGGUAUGGAGGCACUUUAUGAAGAUCAUUCCUUAGACGAGCGUUGGAUUACUCAAUAAGGUCGUAUUGGAG